This is a messenger RNA of Paramecium tetraurelia, 444 nucleotides long. RefSeq lists its product as uncharacterized. The transcript is spliced from 2 exons. Gene Ontology annotation, molecular function: calcium ion binding. NCBI's taxonomy places the organism in Eukaryota, Ciliophora, Oligohymenophorea, Peniculida, Parameciidae. The record is from RefSeq and is a predicted model, not a curated record.
AUGGGGUGUGGAGCAUAAAAAAAUUCAACAGGCCUGAAUGAGAAACUUAGAGCUAGGGCUUUAGAAAUAUUUCGAAGAAUUGAUAUCAAUAAUUCAGGUUCUAUAGAUAAAGAUGAAACUUAAAAAUUUUGGAAAACAAACUUCGCUAAAGUUAAUACAUAGGCUUUAUUCAAUGCUGUUGAUUUUGAUAAGAGCGGACAAAUAUCAGAAGAUGAAUGGAUGGCUUUUUGGGAGAUAGUUAAAAAAAGUGGUUAUACUGAUAAAGAAAUCUCUGAAGAACUGGAUAAUUUAAUGGAAGGCAAAGCUUGGGUAUAGUUCAGAAAAGUUGAUGAGUUUGUUAAGAGAGAUCAAUUAAGAAAGAGCAGUUAAGUUUAGUAAAUAGUAAAAUAAAAUUCAAAGAGAAAGUCACUUAUAUAAUAAUAAUAAAGCCUUCAUCAAUAAUGA